Brassica oleracea var. oleracea is the source of this 2217-nucleotide messenger RNA. Its product is annotated as probable ADP-ribosylation factor GTPase-activating protein AGD14. Bases 255 to 2024 code for a protein of 589 amino acids. Gene Ontology annotation, molecular function: GTPase activator activity. The record is from RefSeq and is a predicted model, not a curated record. Lineage: Eukaryota; Viridiplantae; Streptophyta; Magnoliopsida; Brassicales; Brassicaceae. The transcript is spliced from 13 exons.
UUCAUUUCCGGUCUCAAAUCUCAGUUGUACUCUCUCUCUCUCUAAUUCACGCGCUCUGUGCAACGCAGACGGCAGACCAUCCUUUCCUUAGGUGUACGAGAGACUUUCUCUCUCUAGAAAGAAAGAAGUCAUCUAUUUGAUUCAUUCAACAAGGAGAGACAGAAAAAUAAGAAAACUCGUAGAUCGUCGUCGUUGAUUCAGCACCGUCGUGAAUACUGAAAAAAGUAUAAUCCCUGGCCAGAUUCGUCUCCCAGAUGGGCGGUGGAGUGAAAGAAGAGGAGAAGAACGAGAAGAUUAUUAGGAGUCUUCUCAAACUUGCUCAUAACAAGAGGUGUAUCAACUGUAACAGCCUUGGACCACAAUAUGUUUGCACUUCUUUCUGGACUUUUGUUUGUACCAACUGCAGUGGAAUACACCGUGAGUUUACUCAUCGUGUUAAGUCCAUAUCAAUGGCUAAAUUUACUUCCCAAGAAGUCUCUGCUCUUAAAGAAGGUGGCAAUCAGCAUGCUAAGGAUAUUUAUUUUAAAGGACUGGAUCAACACAUGCUGUCAGCAUCUGACGGGAGCAAUGCCGAGCGAUUAAGAGACUUCAUCAGACAGGUGUAUGUAAAUAAAAGGUAUACCAAUGUGAAGAAUGACGACAAGCCUCCAAGAGCACCGAUGGGAGAUAGUGAGAUACGAAGUUCUAGUGGGUCUCGAAGUCCACCGUACGAUGAUGUGUACGACCGUCGUUACAGCGGCAGAUCAAGUCCUGGUGGAAAAAGUCCAGGGUUCGAUCAAGCUAACAGAAAAAGUCCUUCUCGUCCUGAGAUCAUAAAUGAUUGGCGCAGAGAGGAUAGAUUUGGUGGUAAGAGAAAAACAGAAGAGGAGUCCCAUUCACCUGAGCAAGUAAAAGAUUCGAGUUCAGCUAGCCCUCCUGUAUCUCGACCCGUUAGGGAAAUUUUGGGUGACAGUUUUAUUCCUCUUCGCGUGAUAGAGCCUCCAAAACCCCAAGUCAACCAAAAUAGCGAUACUUCAGCAAUUGCAAAGCCUGCUGCAUCAUCGAGUAGUUUAAGCUCCACAAAUGAGAAUCCACCAGAAGUGAAGUUGGAGACUGCUAUAAGCUUGAUAGAUUUUGAUGCUGAUCCUGAACCCCCAGCUCCAUCUGUUGCAAUACAAGCACCAAUAUCGGCCACAACACAUCCUGCUGUACAGCCAGCAAGUGCAAAUAAUGAUAAUUGGGCAUCUUUCGGUGCUGCACCCAGUGCCAUGUCUUCAAAUGCAUCUCAGUCACCACCCAGUGGAAACACAGUGGAUUCACUUCUCUCUCAGUUGACAGCAGCUUCGGCCGUGCCAGUUCAAAUGUCUAGGGGACCUGUGCAUCUUGGUCAUUCCUCAUCACAAAUCUUUGCACAACCUCUAAAUGGGCAUUCAAGAGAACAGGUAGUGAGUGCACCGUCAUUUCAACCUCUUCAAGGAGUUCCUCCUGGUGGCCUGCAGUCUUCUGAAGUUAAGCCUUCCGGAAGAACAGAAUUACCUGCGGAUUUAUUCACUGCAACCUACCCGUCAUACCACGCAGCAGCGCCGGGGUGGCAUGCUGGUCCACCACAUGGUAUGCACUAUGGCAUGCAGCAGUAUAAUAACACAGUGCAGCCUUUCCAGAAUGUACCACAACAAGGGAAGUCAGUGAACCCUUUUGACUUGAGCUCUGAGCCGCCAACACAGACACAACCAGAAACCAUGUUCCCUUCCAUGGCGUCUCUACAAAGUGCAUUGCCUCCUUCAGCCAUGAUGCCUUCUCAAGGAGCACACAGUCAUUUCAGUAUACACUCUCAAGUCUCAGGCCAUCCAUCUGCAAUGCCACCAAGCUUUAUAUCUCCUCAAACGCCAGGAAACAUGCCACCACGCCAUCUAAGCCCAAUUGGGAACAUGGGCGCUCCAUAUGAGACACAACAAGCAUAUCAGAAUUUCGGAAGCCCAUUUGCCUCUGCAGUUUCUUCGAAUUCACCACCUUCUUUCUCUUCUGGAGGAAACCCGUUUGGGUAAGAAGAGCGAGAUUAUUAGCUCAAAACCUGUAAUGCUUUGGAGGGAUUGAUUGCGUUCUUGUAAGUUUGAGUUCUAAACUGUGUCCAACCAUUCGUUAAUAAGAGUGGACGAAAAGUGUGAGGCAUGAACGUGGAGAAGAAAUUUGGGUUUGUGUGGAGGUGUUAAAUUAAUAGAAAAAGACCAUAGCACUAAA